This is a messenger RNA of Drosophila elegans, 741 nucleotides long. RefSeq lists its product as uncharacterized. The transcript is spliced from 4 exons. NCBI's taxonomy places the organism in Eukaryota, Metazoa, Arthropoda, Insecta, Diptera, Drosophilidae. The record is from RefSeq and is a predicted model, not a curated record. The coding region runs from base 91 to 741 and encodes 216 amino acids.
UCUUAUAACGAUGCCAAGACACUGAAGCUGUUCGAAUCUCGGCGGUAAACGCUGACAAGAGCUCGAGCGGACAGCACAAGAAGCGGCAAAAUGAACCUAUUAGCCAAGAUGAUAGUUUUCCUUGUGAUCCUGGAAACGGCGGCUGCCGUGGACGCCAAUCUCACGGCAUGGCGACAUCACAGGCGACAGAAGCGCUUCCUGGUCUAUCAGAACGGUGGCGUUGUAAAGUUUGUUUCUGGCUGUGCAUUUCCAGUGCCGUUUAUGGAGAAAAAGGUCUGGCGACAGUUGGUCUGGCUGAUGAACUUCCACUACCAGUUUAGUGAGCCGCAAACGCCCAUCUACUGGUGGAAACUCUGGGACAGUUCCCGAAAUCUUAAGGGUCCUUUGGCCAACCAGCCAGCAGCUCCAUCGAUUCCAGUUCGUCUUUCGGUGGAUGAGCCGCAGUUGUUGCUCUUCAAGUUCGCCGAGAACUAUAUGAAUCAGUUGGGUCAGAAUGGCAGGGCCUGUCUGGAGCGACUGAUCUGCGAGAAUGGUCAGGUGGACGAGCACAGUGGUCUCUAUGCGCAAUUGCUGCACAGGCUGUUAAGACCACAUAGAACGCUGGACAGGCGUUAUUUGGAUGCCUAUAGGAUGGGUCGACAUGGCGUCCACUGUCGCAGAGCUUUUCCAGAGGCCCAUCACUGCGUUUUGGACGACUACGUACACCUCCAUGAACGGGGACCCACACAGAGUUUUCUUUAA